AUGCCUGGAGUGUCGCUGACGGUGUUCCUUCAGAUUUGUGUGAAAGAGGAGCUUUGGCUUCGAUUUCAAUUCCUACACUUGAUCGAGGUGGAUUCCGAUGGCCAGGCGCUAUCCAACACCACCUUCCCCGAGUACGGGUUCAGCCUGAGCAAGGGGAGGUUGGGUUAUCAGCAGACCUUUGACUUCUCCGCCUCACUGGGCAACCGCACAGUGGGGCUCAACUACUCCCUGUAUUCCAACGAGACCUACGUCUCCUACGGCAACGUGUCGCUGCUCAAUCGGCCCGGCACCAACAAGUGGAAUCUGCUGCUGAGCGGGUGGACCUUCGCCCAGCCGACCAACCGCCUCGAGAUCUAUGUUGGACUGUCAGUCCAGGCGAGUGUUCAGUCGAUAGUUGGAGUAAGCGCAGGCUCAGCGGUGGCCAAUCAGCGGACAACGCGCUACGUGGUGCAAACUACCCACACUACCAGCACGAUGGACCUGGCAGACUUCGCUCUGGCGGACGUUGACGUGGACCGGCCCGUGCAGCAUCGCUUCGAAGCCGCCGACACGCUUGUGCUGAGCCUGCCGACCUUCACCGACCGCCUCAGCUACGACCCCAACAUCGGUCUGCUACUGCGGGACCAGGGCAACGGCGACGAGUGCUCCGCGGGUUCGAUAUCCCUCUGGAUCCUGUGCCUAAUCGCCGCCGCGCCUUCGUAUACGUCCGCGACCGACGAGCGCGCCAGCGGCGACGAACAGUACUACAGGCCCGACUGA
Messenger RNA from Acanthamoeba castellanii str. Neff, 759 nucleotides. RefSeq lists its product as uncharacterized. The transcript is spliced from 3 exons. Bases 1 to 759 code for a protein of 252 amino acids. NCBI's taxonomy places the organism in Eukaryota, Discosea, Longamoebia, Acanthamoebidae. The record is from RefSeq and is a predicted model, not a curated record.